Molecule: messenger RNA, 4531 nt
Organism: Gambusia affinis (western mosquitofish)
Lineage: Eukaryota; Metazoa; Chordata; Actinopteri; Cyprinodontiformes; Poeciliidae
Gene: myod1
Product: myogenic differentiation 1
Exons: 2
Coding region: 1262-2314 (350 amino acids)
Biological process (GO): muscle organ development; positive regulation of myoblast differentiation; regulation of transcription by RNA polymerase II
Molecular function (GO): protein dimerization activity; RNA polymerase II cis-regulatory region sequence-specific DNA binding; DNA-binding transcription factor activity, RNA polymerase II-specific
Source: RefSeq, a predicted model, not a curated record
CUCCUCAUUUUUUAAGAUAUUUUUUCCCCCAGAUAUUUUAUACCUUAUUUUAGAUAUAACUUUGUUGUUUCUGUCAUGUUUGGAAGGUUAGCUCGCUACAUCCUCAGAAAAACGAAAGAAAAAAAAAUCAGUGUUCACUGUGAGUGGAAAUUUUGACUUAUUGAUGAAAUUGUAGUAGUAACAGCUGAGGGGUGGGCUGCAAGGAGCUGGAGGACAACGACCCCCGAGAGAGCACAGGUGAGGGGUUCAUCUGUCUAAAAAUACGCCCUGACUUUAGAUGUUUUUAUUUUUGUUUUGUUUUUUUCAUGUAGUGUUUACAUUCUCCGUGGACGUAUUUCCAAUAUGAGCACGGGCUUCUCUGAGUUGGGACGGAGUGAAGUUUUAGAGUUGGUUGAGAAAUAAUUCAAUAAGUUAAUUUUAUUGUAUUUGUACAUAUGACUGUUUCCAAAAAUAGUAUGAUCACAUUCUAUUUUUACUACCAGUAUUGCUAUUAAUAAUAACAAUGAUUACAUUCCAAAACACCCUUUUGUUUUAUCAACACUGUUUCCUUUCUGCAAGAUUUACAAUUUAGUUUAUCGAGAAACUUAUUUCUCACAAAUCCGGCAUUAAAAUUCGUAUUUAUGUAUAAUUAAUGAUAUUAUUUCAAUUUUUUUUUUUAAUUUACAGUACAAGAAAUAUUGGUACAAAUAUUUGCCUUAUGAUUUUUCAAACCAUUUUACAAUCACAAUGGAUUUUAUUCCAAUUUUAUGUAACAAACCAAACCAAUGUUCUCUGACCCAAUUCUAAUUUGAUUUACAUUCAAUUUUACAAUCGAAUUACAAUGAGAAUAAUUUUCAACAAUCCUGUUGCUUGCUCUUGUAACUUGAUCUAGUUCAUUUCUUGCUCUAAUCAACUGCACGUUGCUGAUUAAAUAAAUAAAGGAUUGUCUUGUAAAAGGAUGAAAAAUUAAUGAAAACUCAAGAGCAAUCAGAAACGAAAAAAAAAAUCAUGCACAGCUGUUUCCGGUAGGUACAUUUACGUUGUUUCUGUCUCCGUGUUGUUCGGCUGCGGGUUUCUGGCUCCUUCUGCACUUAUUUUUAUUUUUAUUUUUUUUUCUAUCUCCUCUUGGGUUAAUUGUAGGACUGAGCUAAUUACCGUGAAGCUGUAAACCCCUCCUGCUGGCAGCAGAUUGGUCAGCUCCGGGCGGACCCCCAGUGCCCUGACCCUGCCUGCUGCGGCGGGGCCAUGUAUAAGACGCAGGGGCCCCAGGCUGACAGCUGCUAUGAUAGCAGGAAUCAAACAUCACUUCAUGUUCUUCUUGUUCUUCUUUCUUCUUUCUUCUUCUUCGCUGUUGCCUGAACACUUCACAUCGACAGAAAGCGAGCUGUUUCUGCUCCGGCGGAUCUGUCUCCUGCUCUGUUGUGGUUUGGACUCACUCAUGGAGCUGUCGGAUAUUUCCUUCUCCAUUCCCUCUGCUGAUGACUUCUAUGAUGACCCCUGCUUUAACACCACUGGCAUGCACUUCUUCGAGGACCUGGAUCCGCGACUGGUGCAUGGGGUCCCGCUGAAACCCGAGGAUUCCUGCUCCCCCUCCUCCUCCUCCUCUUUGUCUUCAUCAUCGCCCUCACCGUGCCCCCACCUGCAUCACCAGCUCCAACACCCGGAGGCAGAGGACGACGAGCACGUCCGCGCCCCCAGCGGGCAUCACCAGGCGGGCCGGUGCCUCUUGUGGGCCUGCAAGGCUUGCAAGCGGAAGACCACCAACGCGGACAGACGGAAGGCGGCGACGCUGCGUGAACGCCGGCGGCUCAGCAAAGUGAACGACGCCUUCGAGACACUGAAGCGCUGCACGACGGCCAACCCCAACCAGAGGCUUCCCAAGGUGGAGAUUCUGAGGAACGCCAUCAGCUACAUCGAGUCUCUGCAGGCGCUGCUGCGCGGGGGCCAGGAGGAGGGCUUCUACCCUGUGCUGGAGCAUUACAGCGGGGACUCGGACGCGUCCAGUCCCCGCUCCAACUGCUCCGACGGGAUGCUGGUCCGAAGAGGUGUCGCAGCUCGGUGGUCUCCAGUCUGGACUGCCUAUCCAGCAUUGUGGAGCGGAUUUCCACAGACGGCAGCAGCUUGCAGCCCGGGCCUGAAGCCUCCGGCUCCCCGGCCUCCUCAGCUCCUCUCAGCGAGGCAGGAAAGGCCCGAGAAGCCACUCAGAUCCCCUCCUCCCCCGACAACCAGGACCCAAACCUCAUCUACCAAGUCCUAUAAAGCCUCCCGCUCAGCACAGCUGGAAAAUAACACGCUGCCUUGUUGUAGAGUUAUUACUGGAAAACACUUAUUGUAACAAAAUGGCCUCGUUAUUCUGCUUUUAAAGAGUCUCCGGCAGCUGUUAGCAGCCUGACAUGCAUCCAUCACGUCAAAGCUCCUUCCUGCCGGGAAGAAAAAACUAAUUUAAGUCAACUAACUAAACCUGUCUAAGUUUUUAUCCGAGGACAGUGGACAUUUUUUUAAAUUAGUUUUGAAAUUUAAUUUAAUGUGAUUUUAUAUUUCACUAGUCUUAAUUGAAACUUUAAACAUAUUAAUGAACUUCAACAUGUUUUUCCAAAUAAAAAUCUAAAAACUAAGUGAAUAGACCAAAUUUAUUAUUAUUAUUAUUAUUAUUAUUAUUAUUAUUAUUAUUAUUAUUAUUAUUAUUAUUAUUAUUAUUAUUAUUAUUAUUAUUAUUAUUGUACAGUUUCCAUCCCUGUUGAAGAGGUAACUAAGUAGAAACUUGUCACUACUUUGGUACCAGAAGGUUGAUUGUAUGAAUGCUAAACUAAUAAGAAUAAUUUAUUUUCUCCCCACAGAUGAUUUUCAAAGACUACAUUAUUCCACUUUUUGGAUUACGUAACUGGAUUCAACAGGAUUCUACUAAUAACUUUUUGUUUCUAUUUAAGUUAUAUGAAAAAAAAAAUCAUUUAAUGAAAUAAGUCCAACAAGCAUCCAGUAACAUUCCUCCACUCUCAUCCUUCCUUCUAAAGUCCAGGAGAUUCCAGUAGAUCUGAAAAUACCAAAAAAAAAAAAAUCUCCUGCAGAGAAAACCUACUGACAAAAAUAAUAGAGUUCAGCAGUUGGAGAAGUAAUCUACUGUUUGUGUUUUAUUGUUUGUUUUUAAGCUCCUGUCAAAUCCAGACCCAGAAGUCUCUGUCAGGACCAUUCAAUUUUAUUUAGUUCUUGUUUCUGUACAUAUCAUGUAAAUAAGAGCUGAUUUGUUUCAUGUGAAGUCAUGCAUUUUUAUUUAAUGUUCCUCUUUGUAUUGUUUGUUGUUGUGAGAAGAUUGCCACCUUUAUAUUUAUACUGCUGAAAAUUGUGUGAAAUUUUUAAGGAAAAUAAAUCCACCGGCUUAUUUAUACAAAAAGCCUAAUGUUGAUACUUUAUUGGAUUUCAAGAAUUUUUAUUUAAAGACUAAAAUAAUUUUAAAAAUUACCUCUGGAUGGAUGAAACCUGACCCAUCCUCAGGUUGGCUCAACACAGACCAGCAGGUUUUGACAAAGGAAGGAUGUUGACAUUGUCAUCUGCUGGUGAAGCUGAGAAAAUGCCGUGUUUUUUUUGUUUUUUUUCCCAGCUUUUAAAACCAUUUUUUGGAUUUUAAGAAGUUGUUAUAGAAGAAGACAUGAGGCUUUUUUUGCUUAUUGAUGAGUGUCUCAUUCUUGGAAAAACGUUAGAAUUUGACAAAAUGUUACAACCCAAUUUGGACAAAACAGCUUGAAACAUGCUUCUCUAUUUAAAAUAAAAGUACCAUAAAGGUUUUGGAAAACAGAGGAAACACAAAGUCCCUGCCACUAAAUAUUGUUUCUAGUCUUUUGUUUAUUGUCUAAACGAAAGACUAGUUUUCUCUGUAACAGGCUAAACCUGCUUACAAUAAAACUAUAUUUGACUGUAUUGGGAGAAAUUCUAUAAAACUUUUCUUUUCUGCAUUAUUGAUUAGAGGAGCAACUCUUUGUGUGUUAAUGAAAACAGUGAGUGUAAUUUAAAUGUAAAGUCUGAUGGAGAGAGAGAGUGAGAAGUUCUGACUCAGAACUUCGACCAGUUCUGAUCUACAUGUUUUGGAUUUCUAAGGGCCACUUAUCUGCUCUAAAAACAAUCCAUGUUCCCAGAGUCAUGGUCCAUUCCAGACAACUCCUAGUCAACGUGGAUGUUGCCUUUGAACAAAGGUUUCCUUUUGGCAGCAGAAAGUUGGAUAUGUUGUUGUAGCACACCCAGCCGUUUCUCUAAAUUCUCUAAAACUACUGAUGAAUGAAUUACAGUCACAACACUGGAAAUCUCAUCAAACAAAAUACUAAAUAAGCAUGAGAAUCCCCUUUUUUAAUUAUCACCAGUAUUUUAAUAUACUAACAGUAAAUUGAUUGAUAAAUUUAAAAAAAUCAGCAGGACAAAGUUUAAAUUUUAUUUGAAAUACUUCUCUAUGGUGAGCCAUGUAAUAUAUUUAUUUCUGACCAAGAAGGAUGAUGGAUUAUGUAACAUCAAAGCUCUUGAGAAUGGCCAAAGAAUCUCUGAUGUUCUUGCGCCUGAAUAUUAUUCU